AUGGCAUUCCGUUUAGUAGCAGUGGCUACAGCUCUUUGGGGCUAUGGAAGCUCCGCUUCUUCCGAUCCUUGGAUUUUGUCGACGAAUCAAUUCAUUCCAAACCGUUAUCAAAGCUCUCCUUACGUGGCCAAUGGAUACUUUGGCCAGCGGUUACCGGCUGAGGGGAUUGGCUACUGGGUAUAUCAAGAUAAUUCUACCGGUGAUUACCAGCUAAACUCCUGGCCGCUGGAUCAACCAAGAGCCACAUUUGGAACUAUUUCCGGAUUUUGGGACGUUCAGCAGAACAUUACGCACACCAUUGCGCCGGACAACUUGAAACGGGGGGGUGAAUCAGUGAUCAGUGGCAUUCCGGACUGGACAGGUCUUACAGUAACAACGGAGAGCGGCCAGACUUUCAAACCUGGGAUUGACCCUUCAACUGUACAGGGUUUCAUGCAGUCAUUUUCAAUACGCAAUGGAAUUGUCCAAACAAACGUAACGUGGAACCCGCUGAGCGACAAAACUACCUACCAACUCAACUAUACCGUCGUUGCCCACAGAGCCAGACUCAACUUGGGAAUCGUUCGUUUGGACCUCUCUGCCGACCAGGAUGUGAGGCUUAAAAUUACCGACAUUUUGGAUGGAGCUGGUGCUGUACGGGCCGACUUCCAUGACAAAUCGCUGGAAUCAGAUGCAACAAUUUGGACAAGCGUGAAGCCGUCAGGAAUUGACUACUGCACCGCGUAUUUGGUCUCCACGGUCAAAUUUGAGAGCACGAGUAAUACUAGCUUGGAUGACUUGAGACAAGCAUUCGAGACUAGAAAGGACGGUGGGGGGUAUCCCUGGGUCUCCACUAAUAGUAGCACCAUCUCGCAAGUCUGGGACUGGCGUUUGAAGCGGGGAGAUACCCUGACAAUUUACAAGUUCGUUGGCAUAGGAUCUACUGCGGCUUUUCCUACCAACACGCUAUCGAUUGUGAAGGAUGCGGCGAUCUUGGCAAGAUCGACAUCAUGGGAUGAGCUGAUAACCGAGCACACGGAGAAAUGGGACGCUGUUUGGGAUGAUGUCGAUAUUGUCAUUCCGGGGGACCAAGACUUGCAAUUCCGUACACGUGCCUCUCUUUUCCACAUUCUCACCAAUCUUCUUCCUGAAGACGCAGGGUUGGCCGGCAACUCAAUUUCUGUUGGGGGGUUAUCAAGCGAUUCUUACGCUGGUCUGAUAUUCUGGGAUGCAGACACAUGGAUCUAUCCUUCUAUUCUUUCUCUUUAUCCCCAGUACGCCGCGAGCAUCAACAAAUAUCGCGGCCGACUUCUAAAUCAAGCUAUUGAGAAUGCACAGUAUUACAACUUCUCUGGAGCGCUUUAUCCAUGGACAAGUGGCCGGUUUGGCAACUGCACGGGAACGGGGGUGUGCAAGGGUUACCAGUAUCACAUCAACACAGAUAUUGCCUUGGCUCAUUGGCAGUAUUUCCAACAAACGAAUGAUCUGGGCUGGCUUGCCAAAAGAGGAUGGCCGAUCAUAAACAAAAUCGCUGAGAUGUUUGCUGCAUACGUGGUUCAUAAUUCUUCUACUGGAAAAUACGAAACCAUAAAAUUGGGAGAACCGGACGAAUUUGCGUAUAAUAUCAACAACGGCGCAUAUACCAACGUUGGAAUCAAGCAGCUACUCGGCGACUGGGCACCAUCAGCCGCGAAUCGAUUGAACCUAGAAGUUCCCAAAAACUGGUCUUACAUUUCCCAGAAUAUGUAUAUUCCUUAUAAUGAAAUGGAAAAAAUUAUUAUCGAGUUCGAUGGUAUGGAUGGAACGUGGAUGACCAAGCAGGCGAGCACGGGGUUAAUCCAUUAUCCGCUACAGUUUCAAUUUAGCGAUACACAAGCAAGAAACGACGUUGCAUACUAUUCUUCGGUUAAUACGGCAGAUGGCCCGGCAAUGACAUGGUCUAUAUAUGCAAUAUCUGAAGCCCAAUUACAACAGAAAGGCUGCGCUGCUUAUACAUAUCUUCAGCGUUCAUCAGAAUCAUAUAUUCGUCAGCCCUUCUAUCAGUUCAGCGAGACUCAGUUGGAUACGCAGCCACCAGGGGUAGACAACCCAGCGUUCAUUUUCGGAUUGAAUCCAGCAUUUCCGUUCCUUACGGGGGCGGGAGGUUUCUUGCAAGUGUUAACCCACGGAUUGACUGGCAUGAGGCCAAAUAUAAACUCGUUUUAUUUGGACCCUAUGUUACCCCCUCAGCUACCAGAUGGAAUCCAAAUUAAAGGAAUGAAAUGGCAAAAUGCAACGUUCGAUUUGGCCAUUGAAAUGCAUAACACUACGAUCAACCGACGACAGACAAGCUCGGUUGGCAAAAAGCAUGUAAUCUUGGAGAUCUUGGGAGGAAACCCGGCGAUAAAAGAAUAUCGCCUGAGCGCAGGAGAGUCGAUUGUUAUCCCGACAAGGCGUCCAGAUAUUAGCCACGCGCAAGAAGAUUUGGCUCUGUGUCGGCCAGUUGGGUCUGACACUGAGUGGGUUGCUGGGAAUUAUCCUUACGCAAUAGUUGACGGGUCUAAUUCAACCGUUUGGCAGCCCGCCACUCCCCAGAAGGCCUCUGUUGUAAUUGACAUCGGAAAACCACGGAAGAUCUCAAAAGUCAUACUUAAUUGGGGCGCGGUGCCACCUUCUACCUUUAGUCUAUCCGGAUGUGAUGAGGCGAAAAGCGGCUUCAAAGAGCUGUUUCCUACCCAAAAAGUGGAGAUAUCAGCACCAUACGAUGCACAAAGAGCACGAAUUGUCCGAGUAAGAGAAGGUAAUAUGACGGCUGUUGAAUUCGAAAAAUCGAUUCAAUUUCGAUUUCUAAAGCUAGUGAUUAAUGGGUCUUGCGCCUCGAAUGGACUAGGAGCGACAGUGGCCGAAGUGCAAAUCAUAGAAGAUCGAAACAGCAGUUAUGAGAAAGGUUUGAGAAAUAUUGUUUCUUUGCUGGUCAAUAGUCUAUGGAGGUCUUUACUUAGCACUUUCUCUUGGCCACUCUAG
This is a messenger RNA of Trichoderma virens Gv29-8, 2982 nucleotides long. RefSeq names its product glycoside hydrolase family 65 protein. The coding region runs from base 1 to 2982 and encodes 993 amino acids. The record is from RefSeq and is a predicted model, not a curated record. NCBI's taxonomy places the organism in Eukaryota, Fungi, Ascomycota, Sordariomycetes, Hypocreales, Hypocreaceae. Gene Ontology annotation, cellular component: fungal-type cell wall. Gene Ontology annotation, biological process: trehalose catabolic process. Gene Ontology annotation, molecular function: alpha,alpha-trehalase activity; carbohydrate binding. The transcript is spliced from 4 exons.